ACAUUGCUAUGUCGGACGAGAAGAGUAUAUGAGCUCUUACCUGGGGACACUACAGCAUUCAGAUCGAACAGGGAAGUGGAUAGUACAUCUAUCGCAAUGUCUGUGAGUUAUCCCAGAGGAACUAUACUCCGGUGAUCUUGACUAAACGCCGCGAAAAGACGGGAGCUACAGACGAGGGCUUUCGGGCCCCGAAUCAAAAUGGCGGUCUUGUUGUUGUGCUUCCAUGCUUUUGUUGUCCUUAGUGGAGUGAAGGAGAUAUACGGCGAGAACGGAGAUACCUUGGGCUGUUCCAGCCUCGGAAACAUGAUGGAUUGUAGCAGAAUGGGGCUGGUUGAACUACCGGAAAGCUUUCCAUCGUGGGUUACGAGAAUAGAUCUUCAAUCCAAUGGCAUUUCGAGCAUUCAGCAGGAGGCAUUUAGUGGAUUACUCAAAUUAGAGCAGCUAGAUCUAAGCAACAACGAACUGACCUCAAUAAACAAAACAGUAUUCCAGAACUUGCCAGCUUUGAAGAAUGUUAAACUUGGAUACAACAAACUGACUGAAAUCCCAAGGCUCGGGAAGAACUCCAGUGUAACACAUUUAUACCUGCAUCACAACCAUAUUCGUGCUAUUAGCUCCAGUAUACUGGCAGACCUUCCGAAGCUUAGGCUGUUGGAUUUAAACUACAACAGAAUUGUGGAUAUUCAGUGGCACUUUCCCUGUUGGCCUCAGUUCUGCAUCAUCUGUGAAUUCUUAAACAACAACCGUAUUAUGAGCAUGGAGGGAGAACAAAACUUUGGACAAUCUGCUGCAACUGGAAUGGCUCAACUAAACAAGAACAAUUUGUCAAGCUUGCCAAAGGAAAUUUUCAAGGAAUUAAAGAAGCUUAAAUACUUGGAGUUGACAAGAAAUAAAUUCCGUGUUGUGGAAGGGUUGAUGUUCAAUGGUCUUGAUAGCCUUCAGGUGCUGAAGUUGCGGAGGAAUAAAAUCUCUAUUCUUAGGGAUGGAGCAUUUUGGGGCCUCAACUCCAUUCAAAACCUACACUUGGACCACAACAACAUUAGCCGGGUAGAAAAGGGAUGGCUGUAUGGACUGAAGACAGUGGAACAUUUGUCUUUGACGCACAACAACAUUCAGUCCAUUGAAGCAGGUGGUUGGGAAUGCCCAAAGUUGCAGGAGCUGGACUUGAUGUACAACAAACUGACUACCAUCAAUGAGUGGACAUUUCAAGGCCUACCACAACUGAAGUUUAUCUACCUGGAUCAUAAUAACAUCUCCCACAUUGAUGAUGGUGCUUUCAGUGGACUCCGUAAACUUCAUAACCUGGAGAUGAACCAUAAUGAAAUCUCGUGGACAGUGGAGGACAUGAAUGGUGCAUUUUUAGGCCUGGAGUCCCUUGGCAAGCUUGGUCUGAACAGUAACCGAAUCAGGUCUAUUGCUCGUGAAGCAUUUGUGGGCCUAGAAGGACUAAAACAACUACAGCUGACAGACAAUAGCAUCACCUCAAUCCAGGAGAAUGCUUUUCAAGCAAUGGUGGAUCUCCGGGAACUCCACCUGAAUUCCUCCAACUUGCUUUGUGAUUGUAAGCUGUCCUGGUUACCUGUUUGGCUGAAAAGAGCAGGGUUUGAAUCUUCAGUCAAUGGAAUUUGUGCCCACCCCGAAUGGCUGAAGGGAAAGAGUAUCUUCACAAUUGAUCAGGACGACUUCAAAUGCAAGGAUUUUCCCAAACCUAUCAUCAUUCAGCAGCCAAAGUCUGAGAAAGCCCUGAAAGGGGCAAAUGUGACACUGCAGUGUGCAGCAGCAAGUAGUGGUACCUAUCCAACAAAGUGUCAGUGGAGAAAGGACAACGUGAUUAUGACUAAUGCAGACAUUGAGAAUUUUGCUAGCCAGGAAGAUGACAUCACAAAUUAUGUUUCCAAACUUCACCUGCGAAAUAUCCAGGAUGAUGCUGCUGGGAAGUACCAGUGCAUCAUUUCAAACAACUUUGGCCCAGCCUAUUCCAAGAAGGCUGACAUCACUGUUCAUGUGUACCCAUGGUUUACAAAAACUCCCAUCGACGUGACAGUGAAGGCAGGCAGCACUGCCAAGCUGGAGUGUGCAGCCAAGGGCCAGCCUCCUCCUCAGAUUGCCUUCCAGAAAGAUGGGGGAGAUGACUUUCCAGCAGCUAGAGAACGGAGAAUGCAUGUGAUGCCCACAGAUGAAGUCUUUUUCAUUGUUAGUGUGAAGAGCUCAGACGAGGGUGUUUAUAGCUGCACAGCAACCAAUGAUGCUGGGACAAUUAUAGCCAAUGCCAGCCUCACUGUGUUAGAAACCCCAUCAUUUGUGAGACCAAUGGAAGACAAGAAGACCCAGGAGGGGGAGACUACAGUGAUGGAGUGCUUGUCAUCUGGCAGCCCAAAGCCAAGGCUCAACUGGCAGAAAGAUGGACGCCCAUUGGAGAUGACCCAGCGACACUUCUUUACUGCCCAUAACCAGCUUCUGAUUAUUGUCCAAACCCAGCCUAGUGACUCUGGCAAAUACACGUGCAUCAUGUCCAAUACGCUGGGCACGAAGAAGGAUGAGUCCAACCUGGUGGUGAUCACAGCAGCAGGCACAGCGUCCCGUGUGAGCAUUGAUGGUGGGCUUGGUGGGCUGGAUGAUGAGUCUACAACCACAGGGAUUAUAAUCAUUGCUGUUGUCUGCUGUGUGGUCGGAACAUCUCUGGUUUGGGUCAUCAUCAUUUAUCAGACAAGGAAAAGGCACGAGGAGUACAGCACCACGCCUACAGAUGAAACAACAUUACCUGGGGAAGUACCAAGUUCGAGUUGUAAUACCUCAGAGAAAGAAGCCAGCUACCUGACCGGAGCGUUCUCUGUGACCGGAUACCACUACCAUGAUUAUCAGCUUAAAGAAGCCUCUUAUGACCCAGGAGGAGGGCGUGGUUUCCCUGGGGCAACAUUUGGGUGCAGCUCUGCUAAAGGCCGACAUGCGGCUAUAUUUCCAAGAGAUGCAGAUCAGCAGUGCGUUCCCCUCACCCUAGGAGAGCACCAGCCUGCUCAGAACUCUGGGGGUAACAGUGUUUCAAGCCUGCAGUACCCUAACAGUGACACUGACUCCCUGAAAAGUUCCCACAGCACAGACAGCACCCGAAUGAGUGGCCAGGACACCCUACAGCCGUUUCACCCUAUCAGCACAAAUCACGACCGGUUAGAGAACAGCAGCCACGGAGAGGAGCCUGAGACAGUUGUCAUUGUGCACCAGUACCCCAGCCCUUCGUCACUGUCCUCCGGGCAUCCACCCAACCCUACCACAACAUGCUCCUCACCCAACAGCACUGCUCAUGACAGACACCACGGUGCCCAGCCGCCUGGCAAUGCACAAGAGCAUACUUUUCCGUCGGAAGAAGUGCCCAGUGUAUAUAGUAAUGGGGAUGUUAGGGGCACCUAUUCGCACACAGCGCCCUCUGUUGUACAAAGCCACAGUAAUCCUGCCCUCAGGUUAACCUCAUGUCCUAAAGAUAGUGUGAGUGGGGAUUGCCCAGUGAUCACGCGGCCGUUGUCUUAUGUCGGGAUGAUCUCUUAUCCGGUUUCACCUGUAAAUACUCACUACGACCCUCAGUCCCUGGGUUCGUCUUCGCAGACAUGUUCAUGCUCUCAUAAACUCAAGUUAAGAGGCCCUCCAGAGGAGAGCACUCCAUGUGACUGCAUAAAUAGACGCGUGGCAAACUUACAGCAUCCUCUGUCCUCUAUCAUUCCAAACUCGGCCUCCGAUACUACCGCCUCACAUUCGCCACAAAUCCAUGACUCGUCAAACGUACAUCACCCCCCUUACGUAGUGGACCGACCUACUGUGGCUGUAUAGCACACGCAAAUUGGACCUGACCUGGUCAGGCCAGUUUAGGUAUACGUACUGAGUUAUAUUUAUGUAUAUAUAUACCGGCAAGUAAAUAUCUGUGUACAUUUAUGUGUGUCAAGGAAUGGUGCAAGGAGGGUGAAUAUUUGUACGUUUCGUUGUGGCAAAUGUGGAGUUCAAGUGUCGAGGAGUUUGGAGGAAGAAGCUGUGAUGUGAUUCAAUGCAGGGAAAGACUGAAGUCCAGUUCGUCGCACACUGAUUUUUCCCAUAUUCUGUUGUUUUUCUGCUGGUGUGUGCGUUUGUGUGUAUCUUGGUGGUCACAAGUGUGCUAUAGGAAGUUCUCCAUCUAAUAAAGUGCUUGAUCAUUCUGUCAUCCGGAGAAUGACCGGAUAGUACACCAAGGAUGACAGCUGGAGGUUUCUCAUGGAGUUAAACGGGUAUUAGAACUGUAAACCUAACUUAUAUUAAGUUUGUGAAUACGGUUACAUGAUGUGUAUGUUAUUUUUGAGACAGACACAUGAGUCGAGUAAAACAGGCUCACCAAGGAUCUGCCAAGGACCAUACUGAACUUGUACAAUUUAGAAGUGAAACUGCAAGUGCUGUGCUUUUGGACUGACUGACAGCUGUAUCCAUCCACCUGGGUUACCAGAGGGUAAUUUCUUAAUGCAUCUCUCAGCUGCCAUGGCAGGACCAUAUCAACUGAAAAGGUCUCUAGCAGAUAGCUAGGGAGGGUGGGGUAGAUUUAGGGUGGGAUAGAUGUUUUGUUUGGGGGGGUGCAGGGGUGUUAGUAAAUCAAGAACAAGGCCUGCUUUGUCAACUGGCCUAUGAGCAGCCCUGGAAUUUUGCAACGAGAAAAAUCUAACAUGUGUGAUUUAUGUAUCUAUAUUGUACAUAUUUGAUAGGUACCACACAAUGGCGAGAAGGCCGGCAAUGAAGAUGUCUACUUUGACUGAUAUGAUUGAAGGGUAAUCCUCUCCUAAUGUUUGUCUCCAGUUGUCUGCCCCUUGUUGGGAGUGCCAUAGCAAUACGUUCUGACUGCUCGGGGAUUUCUGCCCGUAGUAUUCAAUGUUAUGUUUGUCAUUGUCUUUUCAGGUAAUUUUUUUGUGAAUUUUUUCAAAUCGGCCAGAAUUAAUCAUUUCAAAGUACAUGAUGUAGCCACUAAUCACUUGCUAAAUUUUCACACCUUAGAUUGUAUUUCAAAGAAGAACUGGAAUUAAUUUCAGAUACCUCUUCCAUGAGAAUUAAUUUUGCAUUAAAAGAGCUGACAUUUGUGAUUUUCCCCUCUUUAAAUGAAUGUUUUAUAAGGUUAAUUGUUGUGCAUUAGCAAAGCUUCAGUGGCAAUGAUACUGCUUUCUGACUGUUUUGAGAUACAGCUGUUUAUUCUCUGUAACUUACUUUGUUAGUUCAUCUCUUGUUGCUAUCGCAGGCCGAUACAUUUUUCGAGUUAUACUACUGUUCUGAUUUUAUGACAUUUUAUAAGCCUCUGUUAAUGUUUGAUUCACUUGAGCUUUGUUAAUUAUUGGUAAGAAUAGGGAGGGACUAUAGGCAAGUAUGAGCAUAAUACCCUUAAAGCUACGGUGCCUGUGGUCAGGGUUUGGGGGCGAGGGGAGUAGCACUUUAAAGAAGAGCCAUAAUAAGGAAAAUCUACUUCUCACUGCAGUGUACUUGGCAGGGGCUGUGAUACAGGACGUUACCUGUAAGAAAGAGAAAGGAACACAUUUUGACAUAAUCAAAGGGAAAUCCAAUAGAUGGUAGACAAAGAGCACAAUUGGCUAUUUUUAAGGAUAAAUAAGUACAAGGGUAGAAAUUGUUGUUUCUGUACGCAACUUUGUACAGAGUUGUAUGUAGUAUAAUCCACUACCUCAAUUUUAGAUAUGUUUUCUUUAAAUCCAACAUGCUGUUUUGCAGUUUUGGUGCUGUUCUGACUUAGGAUUUAAAUUGUUAUUGAUUAGUAUUGCAUUUUAGACUGUGUUGUAGAAUUUUCUGGUAAAUUCCUAAAUUUUAUGAUUAAAGUUUGUUGUUCUGCCAGUGAUCCAUUCAUUCAGCAAUGCUGGCCUGAAUAAUCAAUAUGAAAUCUUGUUUAGGUGUGCCAUUAGAGUUGUGGUUCAUAUGUACCUGUCGGUAACAAAGUGCUUACAUUUAUUUUUAUAACUUUGGUGAAAACCCAGAUCCCUACUUCUGAGUAGACCUAUCUGUUUGCUUCAGAAGGGAUAGUGCUCUGUCCAAAAAGGUUACCACAUCAAGACUGAGUAAGGAGGGAGAUGGGUAAAGAAGGGGUUGGGACUGCAAACAUAUUGUAGUAAUUGGGAUUUGUUAUAUAAAAAUAAAUAUAUAUAUUAUAUAUAUAUAUAUGAUAUGCUAUAGACAAACACAUGUAUUG
Messenger RNA from Liolophura sinensis, 6190 nucleotides. Its product is annotated as leucine-rich repeats and immunoglobulin-like domains protein 2. Gene Ontology annotation, molecular function: protein binding. Lineage: Eukaryota; Metazoa; Mollusca; Polyplacophora; Chitonida; Chitonidae. The record is from RefSeq and is a predicted model, not a curated record.